Molecule: messenger RNA, 2302 nt
Organism: Selaginella moellendorffii
Lineage: Eukaryota; Viridiplantae; Streptophyta; Lycopodiopsida; Selaginellales; Selaginellaceae
Product: CBL-interacting protein kinase 23
Exons: 16
Coding region: 870-2204 (444 amino acids)
Biological process (GO): protein phosphorylation; signal transduction
Molecular function (GO): protein kinase activity; ATP binding
Source: RefSeq, a predicted model, not a curated record
AUAGAAAAUAAUUUCUAGCAGCCUGGGUAGGGUUUGGGCCAUGGGGAAGAGCAGGAAGCGGCAAGCGGCAAAGCGGAUGAUGGACAUUGACCAUGAUCAAGAGGCACAGGGCAUGGAUGUAGACGAGCCCAAAUCCACAUCCAACCCACCCAAUGGGCUGUCCAAGGAAUCCAAAUUGAUCGCAAAGCGGCGUCGUGCCGUGAAUGUACGCAAGAAGGCGGCGGCUGACAAGGCGCUGGCGAUGCUGGAGAAGAAACAGCAAAAGGCUCAGACGGAUCUGGCAAAGGUGUGUCGCAAGAAUCUACUCAAGAAGCUGUACUAGGUAGUGGAAAGAGGUAGGGUUGCAAUGGAGAGUCAUCAUGCCCGGCUGCUAGCCUUCGAUUUUGUGAGGAAACAGGUUGGCCGUCGUGUAGAGAUGGUGGGGGUGGCGGUGAGCGUGGAGCGCAAGCCCAAGUACGUGCGCUUUGCUGUGGACGACGGCACGGGCUGCAUAUCUUGCAUCUUGUGGACCAACCAGAGUGGCGCCCCCCAGCAGCAGGCAGCGGCAGACAUGGCGCGGCUUGUCACUCUGGGGGGCCUGCUCGCGGUGCACGGCCGCGUCUCCCGCUACCACCACCACCCGCAGCUCACCGUUUCGUCUCUCCUGCCACAGCCGGAUGCCAAUGCCGAGGUUUACCACUGGAUGGAGUGUAUCAAGCUUGCGCUAGAUUGCUAUUAGUUCUCCAAAUUGUGGCCCUCCCUGUUAAAUACAAGUUAGCCUAAAGGGAAACGAUAAAAAGGCGCUGCGCAGGGCAAGAGGGCGAGGGAUUGAUAGCCCUCUGAAUCCCAUGUCCAGUUGAUCCAUAGCAUAUAACAAGGUAGAGCAAUCCAUGGCUUCUAGCUCGCACAGUGUUAGAACCAGAGUAGGGAAGUAUGAGCUUGGGAGAACGCUUGGAGAGGGUACCUUUGCCAAAGUCAAGUUUGCGAAGAAUACUAAAACAGGGCAAGGUGUGGCUAUCAAGAUCCUUGACAGGGACAGAGUUCUUAAGCACAAGAUGGUCGAACAGAUCAAGCGAGAAAUCUCAACUAUGAAACUCGUGAGACAUCCUAAUAUUGUUCAGAUAAACGAGGUUAUGGCCAGCAAGUCCAAAAUCUACAUCGUCUUGGAGCUUGUCACGGGCGGUGAGCUCUUUGAUAAGAUCGUUCAUCAAGGCAGGCUUAAGGAAGACGAAGCAAGGAAAUACUUUCAGCAGCUUAUAAAUGCAGUAGAUUACUGCCACAGCCGUGGUGUAUACCACCGUGAUUUGAAGCCUGAGAACCUGCUACUAGAUUCAAAUGGGAACCUGAAAAUAUCGGAUUUCGGUCUGAGUGCUCUGCCUCAACAACUCAGGGCUGAUGGGUUGCUGCAUACAACUUGUGGGACUCCAAACUACGUCUCACCAGAGGUGAUCAAUGACAAAGGUUACGAUGGAGCCAAGGCAGAUUUGUGGUCUUGUGGGGUAAUUCUGUUUGUUCUCAUGGCUGGCUAUUUACCUUUCGACGAGCCCAAUCUGAUGAACUUGUACAAGAAGAUAUACAAUGCAGAGUUCACCUUCCCUGCUUGGUUUUCUACGGGAGCAAAGAAGCUCAUACACAGGAUUCUAAACCCCAAUCCUCAAACACGUAUCACUGUCCCUGAAAUCUUGGAGAAUGAGUGGUUCAAGAAAGGAUAUGUUCCAGCAAAGUUUGAAGAGGAGGAGCAUGUAAAUCUCUCCGACAUUGAUGCCGUUUUUAACGCGUCAUCAGAGGAUCACCUAGUAACAGAGAAGAAGGAGGCCAAACCCAAUCCAAUGAACGCCUUUGAAUUAAUAUCCACGUCUCAAGGGCUUGACUUGUCAGCACUGUUUGAAGAGAAACAGGCUCCAGUGAAGCGGGAAACUAGAUUCACUUCAAGCAAGGCUCCGAAAGAAAUUCUUCAAAAGCUUGAAGACACAGCCAAACCCCUUGGCUUCAAUAUAGACAAGCGUGAUUACAAGAUGAAAAUGCGAGGAGAAAAAUCUGGCCGCAAAGGUCACCUUUCUGUCUCAACAGAGGUGUUUGAAGUUGCACCAUCUCUAUUUAUGGUGGAGUUGAGAAAAGCCUCUGGGGACACUUUGGAGUAUCAUAAGUUUUACAAUAAUUUAUCCCAAGGUAUCAAUGAAAUCAUGUGGAAGUCUAAUGAAACUCACAGCAAGAUGCAUAAGUAAAGUGAAUUAAAACAAAUUGCAACUCAAGUGAUUUCUUGAUAUACCUUAGUGCUAUGUUGAGAAGCAUAUUACAUUGAAUGUAACUACUAGAGUAGCCA